Messenger RNA from Cuculus canorus (common cuckoo), 11478 nucleotides. It is a transcript of the gene GPR12, whose product is annotated as G protein-coupled receptor 12. The transcript has 2 exons. NCBI's taxonomy places the organism in Eukaryota, Metazoa, Chordata, Aves, Cuculiformes, Cuculidae. Gene Ontology annotation, cellular component: membrane. The coding region runs from base 136 to 1140 and encodes 334 amino acids. Gene Ontology annotation, biological process: G protein-coupled receptor signaling pathway. The record is from RefSeq and is a predicted model, not a curated record. Gene Ontology annotation, molecular function: G protein-coupled receptor activity.
CCCGCGGCGACCCCCUUCUCUUCCUUCGACUCACCACCGGGGGGGAGGAAAGAAAAGCCCAGGGGAUCCUGCGACGCCCCGGGGGAUGCGUGGUGGCGGUGCGGUGGCUGCGUCGAGUUUAAGACAGGGGUUAAAAUGAAUGAAGAUCGGAAGGUUAAUUUGAGCUGGCUGCCUCAGGAUCAUGUAGAAGCCAGCUUUACGGAGAAUGCUUCAGCCGCAGGCUCCUCCCUGGUUCCUGUCAUAGACCCAGAGCCAGAGCUUUUGGUAAACCCCUGGGACAUUGUCUUGUGUACUUCAGGGACCCUAAUCUCCUGCGAAAAUGCCGUUGUGGUUCUUAUCAUUUUCCAUAAUCCCAGUCUUCGCGCCCCCAUGUUCCUCCUGAUAGGCAGCCUGGCGCUGGCAGAUCUCUUAGCGGGCAUUGGAUUGAUCAUCAAUUUUGUUUUUGCAUACCUUCUGCAGUCAGAAGCUACGAAACUGGUUACGAUUGGACUGAUUGUUGCUUCUUUCUCAGCAUCUGUCAGCAGCUUGCUGGCUAUUACUGUUGAUCGUUACCUCUCCCUGUAUUAUGCUUUGACUUACAAUUCAGAGAGGACUGUCACUUUUACCUAUGUCAUGCUUAUAUUGCUCUGGGGAGCAUCUAUCUGUAUUGGACUGCUGCCUAUAAUGGGCUGGAACUGCCUCAGAGAUGAAUCCACCUGCAGUGUUAUCAGACCACUCACUAAAAAUAAUGCAGCUGUCCUUUCGGUCUCUUUCUUGCUAAUGUUCGCCCUCAUGCUGCAGCUCUACAUCCAAAUCUGUAAAAUCGUGAUGCGCCAUGCUCAUCAAAUUGCCUUGCAACACCAUUUCCUGGCCACUUCCCACUAUGUGACCACCCGAAAAGGAGUGUCUACUUUGGCCAUUAUUUUGGGGACUUUUGCUGCGUGUUGGAUGCCUUUUACGCUCUAUUCUUUAAUAGCAGAUUACACCUAUCCUUCUAUAUACACCUAUGCCACCCUCCUGCCAGCUACCUACAAUUCCAUCAUCAAUCCUGUAAUAUAUGCUUUUAGAAACCAGGAGAUACAGAAGGCACUUUGGCUCGUCUGUUGUGGCUGUAUUCCUUCUAACCUGUCUCAGAGAGCAAGAUCACCCAGUGAUGUCUGAUUGGCAGCUAGGAGGAUGCUCCUUAACCUGUUCAUUUCCAGGCAUUCUUGUGAUGCUGUCUUUGGUUUAGAUGUAUUCAUUAUAUGGUGUGCAAUGGGUUCAUAUAAAAACCACAGGAUGCACUUAUCUUUUUGUAGCCGUAAAACCCCAGUGACCAAAAGGAAUCGAGUGGUUUAAGGAAGAUUUCCAAAAGCAAAAUAAUCAGUGUUCUGACAGAUUUCUAAUGUUGCUCAGGGUCUUUUUGUUAUGUUAACCAGACUUUGCCAUGUUUGCCAUGAUUUUACAUUAGGUUUGCUAAUUAAAAGUAGAGUGAAACAACAUACCUCCCUUGAAAUUGUGAUUGAAUUCAGUCAUACUGCGUGUUACAGUCUGUUGUCAAGAUAUUUUUUCCCCUCUUUAAUUCUUUUUAAAAUGAAAAAAAGAAAAAGGAAGCCCAUGUCCUGUUACGCCAUUUUCAUAUCAUCAGAAUACUCUUCAAAAUGAUGUCCAGUUGUACUGAUUUAUAUGGUAUUUAUUGUAAUAAUGUCAGUGCAACAAAUUUGCUCUAAGUGAGGAAGUACUUCUGUAGCUUUUAAUUUUACAUCUCGGCAUGAGCUAGCUCAAUGAUUGUUUUAAAGGGCUCCCUGUUCUGAGUUCUGGCUGGAUGCUAAAACAAAAGAUGUGCUUUGCCUUCCUUUUCAUAAAUCAGCCAUAUGUUUUCACUUAGAUAGAUAUGGGACAUCAGAGCUCAUUAUACUAUUAAUUUUAAAAAGAAUUCAGGGGGGAAUUUCAAAAUUGGUGAAACAAUAUGGCCUCUUUUGGCUAUGCAUUUGUAAUAGAUGAAACACAGAAGUUUCUCAGACAUUUUUCUCCUUUCAGAAGUGGAAGUGUCUAAGAAAAUAACCUAGAAAUUACUUGCAGCACAUAUUUAGCAUCUAUAUGAAAUGGUUUACUUUAAGUUUGUUGUCAAGUCAAAACUAUUACCACUUGUUCUCAUUGUUCUGCUAUAUAAUUUAAAAUACUGAAGUUCAUAAAUUUUCAGAGCAUAUCUGGUUCAUAAUUGUAUGCUAUAAGAACUGCAACGUGAAACAAUAUUUUCUCCUUUUCUGAUUUCAUUGCAGAUUGUGAUUCUUCACACAGUAGGCAUGUGUAGUUUACUUCAUUAUAGGAUGAUCUAAAAAGCAGACCUUCCUCUCAUGAAUGGUUAAAUUUCAAACAGCUUCUAACUUUUUACUGAAGCAACAUUAGAAUGCACUGGAAAUAAAACAUUGUUUUAUAAUGUGAAGACUUGUUUAUCAGCGAGAAAAUCUUCCUGGCAGAUGUCUUUGUGAAGCUUAAGGUUUACCAUGAUACCACUGUAUGGGAGUUCAUAGUACUGCUUCCAUUAGCAUUGAUGGGAGCUCAAUGUGUAAAUGCCCUGGCGUCAGUAAGAGGUUAUGUCCCCUUGAGUGUCACAGUCAGCAUACUGUAUUGUUGCUUCAAUAUCUUCCAUUACAGUUUAAAAAAAUCCAAAAACUGAAGUGUAAAAAUAGCAAUAUUUACAGUUAAAUGAAAAACUACACCUGUACAAUAUAUAUAGUAGAAACACCCAUGUUGCUGGUCUGGAUUUUUCCAAAGGGAAUCUGUAUUUUUCACAUGGAUGUUUGGGUGACUGUAGCUUUUUUGUGGCAAAGUUUCUGUGACGUUAAGAAUCAUAUGCUAUACACAAAGCUGAAUCUCAAAUGUGAAUGAGUUGUCUGUAAACAGGGCUCUGUAGAGAUUUUUAUGAGCAAUAAUUAAUUUGGUUGCAGUGCUGGGUUCAAAUUCUAUGAUUUACUUGGUUCAGUCUUCAUGAUAUUUGGCUCUUUGUAAUCUGGUUAGUUGAAUAAUUGCAUGGCAUGGUCCAGUAGAGCUGUGAACUUGCAGCUCCUUUGGCUUCACUAUAAUUUACAGAUGCUCAGCACAGUUAGAAUAUGGCCCCUGUUCAGUGUAGGAUAUUAAUGUUCUUUAUCUACUUAUGAAUGCUAAUGAAACUCUAGUCCCUGCCUUGUUCCUAUUUUGUUAUGAAUUUUUGUAUAAGAAAUAAUCACUUCAUAAAUAUCCAUGCUUUGUAUGUGUGCAGUUUUGCAAGUAUGCAAAGCUUUGGGAAUAAAUGGCAGUAAAAGUCAUGAGCUGAAUAAUGCACAGAGGCUGAAUAAUGUAGAGUGGUGCUUUUUAAAACAAAUAAGUUAGUCAUGCAAAGUUUACCCCCUUGUGCUCCUCUUUAUUUUCGCCAAUUGUUCUUCUGUAUCAAAUUGCUAAAAAGUGUGAUGAGGAUGAGCAGCUACAACUGUGACCAAAAUUCAGUCCUAAGGGCAGCUGUCAUGCAGCUUACAUGGACCUGUCCUCAUCCUUUUGGAUGACUUCACAGGCACUAGUGUCUUUCUCACUGCAAGACCCAGGUGGUAGGGAAGCCAGAAAAAAAAAGCCAGCACAGAGGGAGAUAAUGUUGUCCCCUCUUCUCGUGUAGGUUCACCUGGUGUCCUUGUCAUCUUCCUCGUUCCGCAGGCUGCUGAAAUCCACAGAUCCAGUGUGGGGAAAGCCAAACUUUUCAUUGUGCCAUAGCAGAGAGAUCUGUAAUUGGAAGUUCCUCUCCUGAGGACUAGCAAGUCAAACAGAGGAAAGAAGGAUUAAUUAUAGAAGUUCUACAAAGCUAGCUUGUAGGGAUGUGACUUGCCCUAUUUUGUGGAGUAGCACAUGGCUACCUUUUACCACAAACAGAUGAGAAACGUGGUUAUGCCUCCUAAGCUGCUGCCGUGACCUCCAGUGAAGAUGUUGUCUUUUCCAGAAAUAUGUUUUUAAAUUGAGACUGUGCAGCAUAGGCCAGAAAAUAUUUCUGGAAGUCAGUGACAUUGGUUUGCCCACAGCUGUCAGACCAAACUUUAGGAGGCUUUGCAGUACUGGAUAGAUGGUUUUUAACACACCUGUGAAAGAACUCUGGAGGAGGGGCAGAGCUGAGUACAAAGCUGCUUAUCUCACUUGCAGGAGAAGAAAUGCUUGACAAAGCAGCAUUUUUCCGACCCUGCAGAAUUAAACAAUUCUCUGCUGUCACCUCAGAGUUACAGUGUAGGCCCUGGUUAGGUAUGGUGAAGGGCCAGUGUCCAUCUGAAACUGGCAGAAAUUGAGCCAGCUUACAGGAUUCUGUAAUUUUUUUGUCCCGUUAAACAACAUCCAUGUGUAAAUCCAAGGUGCUUGAUUCACCAUUCUGUUUGCAGUUUCAUAUCUCCAUCUUAAUAUGUUAUGUAGUUUAAAGAAUUGAUGUUCAUUUUUACUUAUUUACUUAUUAACUAACAAAGUUAGUAACAGGUAGUAUUUUGAUGGGCAAAAUUCACUAUAGUAAUUUUUUUCAUAUAUUUAUCCUCAGAGCUUGGGAGAGGAUUUUUGAUUGUUUUUUUCUUAACCAUUUCUCCUAACAGUAAGUUUCCAGCAAUAAAGGGAAGUACAUUUUUAGCACAAGAGCAAUAAAAUCCUCCAUGUUGCAGGUACUAUAAACUGCUGAGUAAACUCAGAGUAAUCGUGUGGAAGCAAUAUAUACUUUAGACAAAAAAUAGUAACUUGCAUAAGGACUUUCAGUAAGCGGAAGUCUUCCUUUGUUAAGUGGCUGUCAGACAGAUGUGAAACAUUAUUUCUGGUUUGGGUUACAAUUUGAGUUCCUGAAUAGAAUUACUCAGCAAUAACCUUUUACCUUAGUUCUUGGAUCCACAGUUCAUGCUGUACUGCAGUGAGAAUUUUUAUUUUUUUCAUCACUUGGCAUUUAGUUGUACAGCAUUUUUUUUUGAUAGAUUAAUUGUGUUCAGAGUUUCUGAUUGUAACUUAAUCCUGAGAAUACUCUUCACCAAGCAAAAACUGAGAAUACCUGAAUUUGUGAUGCCCAUCAAGAUGGAUAUGGUAAAUGGUGCUAGUCCAUUCUAAAGGCAGAUUGCCUUUUAUAAGAACAAGAUUAUGGUAUCGCUGAAGAAAACCCCUACUAAUGCCCAGGGUACAUGGAAGCAAGCUGUAAGGCCUGCUGUCACUGCUGUAUCUUCCUACUGUAGACGUUUAGUGACAUAAGCAGUUGAGUCUAUCCUUUGUGUGCAGGGGCUAGCCUCAAGACAUCUUGGAGUUGCUAAAACCCCUCCAUGGACAGCAGUGAACUUUGGCUUUUACCAGCAGCUGCUCUAUCCCCAAAGAGUUAUUUUUCUGUUGCCUCAUUUUCUUAGGGUUUGUUUAGCUUUUAAAAAUAAGAUACUUGUGGAUUCAUUUCUCAAUAGUGAUGAGCAACCUGCAGUGUGACUAGAAGUUGGGAUAAAGCAAUAUCACUAUGAAUCAAGUCCUGGAACCAUAACUACAUCCUCAUUACUUUUUUUUUUUAAAAAAAAAAAAACGAUUCUUUUACAUUCAGAACUAUUUUCAAAAUGUUGGCCCUGACUUUUAUGGAGGAAGGCAUGCAUGGUGUGGUUUUCGUAUGUACAAUAAAGAAAGAAAAAUAAGAAUUGGCCAGAGUGGUCACUGUUUAAAAAAACACCAGCUAUUCUGUCACUUCAUCUCAGGUAUUAAAUUAUUCUUAGUCCUUGAAACAGAAACCAACUCUGGCAACUUUCUAGAAAAUCCUAAGUACCCACAAGUCAGUGUAAAAGCUGUGUAGCAAAAGUAGGAGGACUAGUAAUGUUGCCAAUGCAAGACAAUUUGAUGUAACAGUUCUAUUGUGAGUGGGAGCAAGAACGAUAUACCUGCAGACCAGCUGCAGACAGAUCAAGUUCUAGAUGUACAGGAAUAGCACCAGAAAAAGGUGAACAGGAUUUCUUUCAAUUGUACUACUGCAAGAAAACAAUAUCUGAUAAACCCUCACUGGAUAUAGAUCUUGUGUUCUAAGAAUUCAAGAGCGUUUUAAAGUGUUACUGGCCAACUAUUCAGGAAGAAGUAUCGCGCUGUUGUACUUUGUUGAAAGAAUUAGGGGCCAUGUUAAAUAUCUACACGUAGAAUCAUCACAUGUCUUUGUGAGAAGGUCUAAGAUAAUUUUAAGGUUUUACUUGGCUGCAUGUUGGAGCAGCUGAUUCUAGAACAAGAGAUUGCUCCAGAACAUAUAUUACAUGCAGUAAAUAAUCUGUCCUUUUCGUAUUUAUCAAAAGGAACAAACAGCUAUUUGCAAUCAGAAUUCUUGUUUGCAACUAGACAACAUCUUUAAUAAUACUACUGGAAGCCACGUUAUGAAACCAGUUUUAUAGUUUCAAUGGUAAACUUAGAAAACCAAUAUUUUUACAUGCUUAUUAUAUUGCGCACUUGGCAUAUAGCACGUUAGCAAGAAGCCCUGCUACUUGAUUGGUAUUAGGCAGCAGGGCUACUUUAUGUGAAAUUUGUUGCUUAACCAGGAAAAAAAAAGGCCAGUGCAGUGUAUUGUUAUAAUUGGGAAAUACAAUUUUAAAUAUUUCAAUUCCUGAUUUUUUUUUUUCCUAAUUUUUGUUUGACUUUAUGUAAACUGGUGGUUUACCCUCUCUUUCAAUGCCACAUUUUGUUUGGAUUAGUGGUAGUCCAGAAUUGUGCAAUGAAGAAAAAAUAAGAUCACUCAAUCUCUGCUUACAGGGAGGAGACUAAGAGGAAGAGGCCUGCUUUAUGUGUCAUGAAUAAGCAGUAGUACAGGAAAGGUUAAUUAGGCAUGCUUUUCUCUCCUGUCUCUCCAUAAAAGAAUGAUGGGACUCCCAAUAAACUUGAAAGGUAGUGUAUCUGGAAAUACUUUUUUUGGUACAAAAGGAAAUUACCCCAUAAAACUGGAUGCUACUGGCUUUGUCAGAUGAAUUCACAGUUCCUUUUAAUGGGUGAGAAAUCUGGAUGAACUGCAAAGAUAUCUGCUUUCAUAUUAAGUAGAUAUUGAAAGCUGAGAAGAUGGAAUUCUUCAUGGCUUGGUGAAUCAGCCAGCUACUCAGUGCUUGAGCUUGUAUAGAAGGGUUAUUUUGUGAGAAGGUUAUUUUGAACUGUCUGUUUUGAACCUUACUUGACCUACACAAAGCACCUGAGAGAAGGGCCCUGGGGCUGCCAUUGUUCUGGGGUGUAGAGCAACAGUACCAUGUUCUUGAAGCUAGCAGUACAGUUGUUCUGUUGAAUGGUGUCUGGAGAGCAGAAAAAAGGAAAUAUGAUAAGAAGCAAGGUCCUCCUCCCCUGAAAACAUGACCUCAUAUAUUUUAUUCAGAUUAUUAUUUGUCUUGUUAACACAGUCUUACAUCACUGUGCUUGAAAUCAGAAGAGUUUUUUGUGGAAAAAUACUGAAAAUAUAAAAGUAGAACCAACAGCAGAUUUUUUUACAGUAAGUCAUUAUAUAUUUAUUUUUUUAAUUCUGAGGAGCAGCUGAGCCUGUAACUUUACACCUACUGUUUGUUUGAAACAGUGUGCUUUUGCAUGGAAAAGCUGAAGAAGUCCAUGCUGCAGUUUAUCCACAUAAUUGUUGUAGAUUUUGUAAGCUAGACAAUAAGAAAAAAAGUCCCAUAUUUCACUGUUGUACAAACUUCUAGAAGUGAAGGGGGUAAAAAAAACCAAACAACAACCAAAGAAACCAAAACCUGAAUGUAGGUUAGAUCAAACCACUGCAGUUAACUAGUGCAUCACUGCUGUGGUGCAAACUAAUUCAGUGCCACUGAAAGGAUGAGGAGAGGUUUUCCAGUGCGUUUUUUUCGCAAAUGGGUUGAGAGAGUAAAAGGUCAGGCAAACAUGCCACCUCAAGACUCUUUGAAUUGCCUUAUGAGGAAAUUGCCCUUGCCGCCUCAAACUUUGUUUUGCCAAAGCAAUUUUUACAAACUCUUGCUGAUGUGCUAAAUAUUUAACUGGAAAAGAUAGCAUUGUGGGUUUCCUCCUCCCAGGUUCAGGGAAGACUUGCAUCCCAGAAAUAGUGAACUGAUUUAUUUAUCUGAUAUCUCUAAGUAAAACAGACCUUUCUGAAAAGUGCAGAGUACUUAAAGACAUUCACUGCACAGUUAGGGGCUUCAUGAAAUUACUAGUGUAGAAUAAUUAAUCUGAUGGGAAUAGGAUUAUGGGAUGUCCAUCCUGUCAUGUGCAACACUCUGCCCCUCCCCCAGCUCUGUAGUAACAUGUCUGGCACAAUCAUUUUUGUUUCAAGAGAAAUGUUGGUUGACAGUUGGACUCGAUCUUAACAGUCUUUCACAACUGAAAUGGUUCCAAGAACCUGUCUUGCAUAAGUAUUGUGCUGCAUUCUUAGGUAAAUCUUACUUACAAAGGUUUGAAAGGGUUGUAACAAGCUGUUAAAAUAUAUCAGCAGCUCUUUGGUGAGCAUUUGUCUUAAGCUGGAAGUGUAUCCGAUUCACCUGCAGGGGGCAGGAGAGAAAGCAAGUGGACUGCUACCAUUUUCUUUACACUAGUGGCAGUAUUUUUUCCUCUAACCAUUUGAUCCCAACCAUAUCAUCUACCAUGAUGUCUGAGAAUAGGCCUGGUCCCAUUUUUCUCAAGGAGAAAGCAAGCCAAUACUAACUGCACGUGCUGAAGAGUGCAUCCUGCAAGGAUUUACCUUAGAAAGUGGAGGGGCUUUCCACAUCUAACGAAUAGAUUCCAACGAAAUAGAUUUAUUUUUUUAAAAAAGUCUAAACUCAUUCUUAAAAGGAAAUACACAUGUCCAGGAUUAGCUUAAAGAAUUUAAGUAGCGUUUAUGUUACGUGCUGAGUAGAGAAACGGUUUCUUAGAGUAUUUUGGUAUGCCAUUAACAUAAUUAAGUAUUAUGAACUAUCAUACCUAAAAGCAUAAUUACAUACUUAAACAUAAUAUAUAUAUACAUAAUGAUUAUGAUUAUUUAAUUUACUUUUUAUAUGUAUGAUAUGCUAGGUAUCAUGCUUAAUACCUUCAAUGUUGUAAUGGUCAAAGUGUAACCUCUUUGCUGAGGCAGUUUCACAUGACUGAAGAAAAAAGUUGCCAGACUUGUAUGAAUGUUGCAAACACCAAAAGAUUCAGUGGUAAGUAAUCGGUAUUUCAGCAAGCAAAGACAAUACAGAGGUUUUGGAAGGGAGGUGAAUUCUCAUGUCUUUAAUUUGUACAAAUCCCGCUGCCAGCUUCGUGAUUACAGGCAUGCGUUAAUGGCCACAUCUGGGGCAGAGUGCAAGAAGGAUAUUUAUCACUAAUGUGAGCCUAUAUAGCAGUUGUAUGUUCCUGCACACACUGCCCCCUAUCCUCUCUCUUUGUCUUCCAUAGGUGCUUUGGUAACAGGACUACACUGGUCAUGAGUCUAAGCAGCAAUCCACACAGUCAUGUGACAUAGAUGCGCAUUUUGUACUUGUUGAUGCUAACCUGGAGAAUAUUACAGUAUUUAAAAUGUCUUAAAUAUAUAUUUUUAAAGGGCACAUGAAAUACACGUAUGUUUCAAGGGCUUUCUAGGGAAAGGGACCAGCCCCUGUAAGAUUUAGUGUCAAGGUAUGGAGCUCUUAAUGCAUUGGUUACUUAUGGCCACCAUAAGAUUUUUCUCUUACUUGAGUGUUUUGUAGGAUGAAACCCAUCAAAAUAAUAGAAUUCAGCUUCUACUGCUUUCAAGGAAGAGAUAUUUUUAUAGUAUGCAAAUGAAAGCAGCGCGACCUGGCCCUCUGAAAAGUGAGAUACCCACGUCCUGAAAGGGAUGUACUGUUGUGUCCACAUGGAGCUCAGGGGGUUGUGCCCCAUCCAGGGGUUUUUGGUUUGCUGGUCUUUGAUCGCCCUCUGACAGUGUACUCCCUUGAUAUAUGAGCAUCACUCAGUCCACCUUGUGGUGCCUCUGCCCCAGAGGACUCACUAGGAAGUAGAACAAAGGUGAGGUUUUUCUACGGUGUUAAUUGCAGAGUUAAAGCAAACCAAAAACCCAUGGAUGGAGUACAACCCCCUGAGCUACAUGCAGAGUUGGGAGGGGAACUCUGCUCUCAGCAGACAGCUUUCUGAAGACUUAAUAGGAGAUAGUGAGCCUUCUUCAGUCACAUUCUAACCAAAUCUCAGCCUCUUUCUUUUGUGUUUCCCUUUCUCUGUAAGCAGAGACUUCCCUUAGUCAAGGAGGAGGAGAGUAGUGCAUGGCUGAGAGUUAGCAGGGUGCAGUAUUUUACAUGACAGCUGUUCCAGAGCAAGGCAGCUGAAUGUACUUGGUCUGCUCCCACAGGUUAAAAUAUAUGGGAGGAAGAAGUGGUUUUGCAGAAUGUGGAGAUGGUGUGUGCGAUUUGUUCCAAAAGUGUGGAAUGGGUAUUGCAGCUGAAGAGGCAGGUAAAUUGCCUAGAUUAUAUAUGCAGCAAAAUACUCAGGCAGUCUCUAGGGUUACUAGCCUGUGCUCAGAUAUAUUUUCCGUUGAAGCUGAUAUUAGUCCCAUGUAUGCAGGAAGGAAGAAAAGAAUACGGACUUUUCUGUUGGGCCUCAGCCAGAGCCCACCAAAGGAGAUGGACAUUCUUAGUUUUGUCAUUAUUUCUAGAGGGAGACACACUAGACCUCUUCCUUUUGUAUGUCUACAUUGUUUUACUCUUUGGGGCUAAAACCUACAGUUGUGUCAUCCUUUGUUUGGUCUCAGCUUUACUGUCACAGCCAAAACCUACAAAAGAUGAUUGUAAAUGUGUUUACAAAUAAAGAGAAAUUUCAUAGGAUAAAAUGUUGUAACUGUGCCUCUGAAAUAAAGCUGUAGAACUCUGCAUUUAACUUCAGGCCACAAAAUACCUUGGGCUGGCAGAACCGCUCAUAGUUUUCUAGACUUUCUAACUAGACUCUUACUUUUUUCUUUGCCAAAUGCAAUUAAAGGUAACCUGUGGUUCACCAUGCUCAUCUCAUUAAAUUCUCAGAGAGAACAUUUCGUAGGAAACAUUGUACGAUUCAUGUAAACUCCUGAUACUACUGACUGCAGUGUGGUUCAAUGCUGAAUUCUAAAAGCUUUAGCAGAAGCAGCAGCAUGGGGCAUAUUUCCCAUGCUACACAUCUCAUUAGGAUCCAAAUGGCUUUAAACCAGUAAUUUAAAUUCUGCAUGUUGUGCUUUUCAUAUGAGGAUCAAGUACUGGUUUGGUACGUAAAGGCCUGUGGUUAUUUCUUAUACUGAUUUAGAGUUUUUUUCAUUUAACUGUGGUUGAAGUUUGAACCAUAGCUUGCCAAUAUAUGAAGUAAUUUUAAAAGGAAGUGAAACAUCUUUGCCUCAGUUUUCCUUAAGAUUAAAGCUUUGGAUUGCAACUACAGAGCUUGUUGUUGUAUACAAGAUAGUCAUUUAAUGCACUUUAUUUAAAAAAGGCACAAAUUAUUUUGUUUAUAAAAUGUUACAAUUGCACUAUCCUGUAAGAAUUGGUUACUAAAUAUAAACUGUACAGUUUUGUAGUCAACAUUGUUAAGUGUUUAGUCAUAAAUGAUUGAAACAAUUAUGUUUCAGUUAAAUGUUAAUUUUAU